AUGGCUGGCGAGUACGGCGGCGUGAUGCAGGUGGUAUCAGGUGUUGCACAAGGGGACGGAUAUGGGAGACUUGAGCGGUUCUUGUACGCACAGCACAUUGCCUACCUUCCAGGCGCGAGGGACCACCAGACAGCGAGGCCUGGCUCAGCUACAAGCACACCUCAUGUUUUUUUUUACAAGGCGGUGGUGAUGUGGCUGGUGCUGGCGGCGGCGGCGGCUGCGUGCUGCGGGGGCGGCGUCUCGGGGGCGGCGCCGUGCGGCGGCGUCCUGAGGGAGCCGCGAGGCGUCCUGCACACCCCUGGCUUCCCAGAGGACUUCCCCACGCCCCUGCGCUGCCGCUGGAUCCUGGACAGCUCCGGCUGGCCCAACUCCACCCUGCUCGUCUACCUCACGCAGGUGUUCGUGACCUCGGGGCUGACCUUCGCCGAGUACCUGCACUACGAGGCGAGCCUGCCGCAGUACCAGCUGGGGCGGCGCGAGCUGCUCCCGGAGCCCGGCCGAGCCUGGCUGCGCUCCACGCGGCCCUACCUCGUCGUCGAGUUCGCGCUCCGCUCGCCGGAGGGCGCGCGCCUGCGGGCCCUGGGCGGCCUCGAGGCGGCGCGCGGGUUCAACAUCACCUACGAGGCGGGCACCGGCGCCUUGGACCCCGAGCGAAGCGGCGCCUGCAGCGCGGCGCAGUGCUCCUUCUCGGGACACUGCUACGCCAGCGCCGACUACAGCCAGUUCCGGUGUGCCUGCUUCGAAGGCUUCUCUGGCGAGGACUGCGGACUCGGUCCCCUGUGUCGCUCGGGACAGCACUCCUGCCGCAGCGAAGAUGACUGCAGACAACUGGGGUCCAAAGUAGUCCGCUGUCGACACCAGUGCUUGUACGACCAGCCUUGUGAAGAUUCUAAAACUGAAAUGAACACUGAAUGUGGAACUGAAGAUUGCAUCAACGAGUGUCCAUACCAGCAGGGAGACCAACCUUGCAAGUGUGACAAUGCUACUAGAGUUCUCACAGACAGAGCUCGAUACCAUGCGACCAUAAGGUUGGCCAAUCUGACUUCAGUCAAACAUCUGCUGCGACACUCCUCCACGACAUUACAGUCUGCUCUUGAGAAGCAGAUUGGAAGGUACUUACGAUCGAGUCUGACCAACGUCACGGAUCUGAAACUCCUAGAAAUCACGUCGACGGCCGAGGUGAGGUUCCACUUCGCGGCGGCCCGGCUGGAGGGGGGCAGAGUCCGCGACCUGCUGAACCGCCUCGUGGAGCGCGGCCGGCUGGGGGACUUCGCCCUGCUGCACACGCACAUCGCCCUGCGGCAGCAGCCGACCCUGUUCCUGGCCGAAGUGACCUCUGACCCGGCCGACGGACUGGUGCUCGUCGGACAAGCCUUCAGGCUGUCGUGCGCCGCUCUCGGCUCGCCCUCCGCGACCUUCAGCUGGUUCAAGGACGGCCUCCCGGUGGACGUCACCGCGGCCACGAGGGACAUGAGUGUUCGCACCCUGGCCGCCGACCAAUCAGAGCGCCGCGUCUCGGUGCUGGAGGUACGGGCGGCGCACCCUCUUGACGACGGCGUCUACACCUGCCAGGCCGUGGACUGGGGCAGCCAGCAGUGCCGCGCCGCGCGCCUGCGCGUGCUGCAACCCCCCAGGCUGCGCGUGUUCCCGCGCUCCAUCGCCGCCCGCAAGGGGCAGAACAUAAGCAUCGUGUGCAUGGCGGAGAACGACGGCGUAUACGAGAAGUACGGCUACAGCUGGGCCAAAGGGAAGUCGCUGCUGCGCAUGAGCCCGGGCCAAGAAGAGUGGGAGGACCUCUACCCCAUGGGCAGCAUCCUCAACGUAUACAACAUACAGAGGUCCGCGGUGUACGAGUGCUCGGCCCGCGGUCGCCUUGCGGGCCGGGGCACCGGCUCCAGCGUCGAGGUGCUAGACGGGCCGGCCGUGCCCACCUGCCCCGCCGAGCAGGGGCUCCUGGGGGCCGACUGGCCCGACUCGGCCCCGCACGCCUCCAGCCUCGUCGACUGCCCGCCGCCCUACUCGGGCACCGCCUCGCGGGCAUGCCGGCUGGUCGCUGCGGGAUGCGCCGCCUGGGGGGAGCCCGACCUGUCGGGCUGCUCCGACCCGCAGCUGGCGCGCGUCGCCCGAGACUUCGAGCGCCUGACGCUGGGCUACGGGGGCACCACCGCCGCAGCGACCCUGCAGCGAUGCCUGCUCCACCUGCAGCGCAGCGGACCCCUGCUGCCCGGCAUGGGCGAGCCGGCGGUGCGGCUGCUGGGCUCCGCGCAGCGGUACCUCCUCGACAUGCCCCGGCCGGGGGGGCGGCCCCCGGAGGCCCGCGAGGCCUUCGCCCGGGCCGUCGACCUGCUGCUGGGCGACGGGCGCUCGCUGCGCAGCGACGAGAGCCUGGCCCAGCUGCAGGAGGCGGUGCAGGUCCACGGGGCCACGUGGGCCAGCGAGCUGCCCGACGCGCCCCCUCGCUGGCCGGACCUGGAGUCCAUCGUCCUGGAUGUGGCUCGCUUCGACGGCGCUGGCCCGUUACACCACCGCCUGCCGCAGGCCUCCCGCAGGUAUCCAGAGUGGAUGACAGACGAACUUGAGGUCUACAUCGGGCCGUCGAACCAAGGAGUGAAGAAUGGCACCAUCACCGUGACGAUGGCAGUGUACAGGAACCUGUCGCAGUUUCUUCCUCCAAGGAACACACUGAGACUUGGCAACGCCCAGGAGCUGCACUACGAGAUACACUCGCACGUCGCGGUGGUGGACCUGCGGCGAGACGGGCGGAGGAUUGAAGCCGGCGACGCCUCCUUCUCGGCCAGCCUGCGGCUGGAGCGGUUCCCCCGGCCGCGCGACGCGGCGGGGUGGGAGCCCAGGUGCGCCGCGGCGGAGCUGGUGGGCGCCUCGCGGCCCUGGGACCUGGACGCGUGCCGCUCCGACCCCGGGGCGGUGCGGUGUCGCUGCUCGCGGCCCGGGGCCUACGCCGUGCUGCUCACCUCCCGGGCCGCGCAGGACGCGGGCGGGGCGGCGGGGGCAGACCGGGACCGGGAGCCCCACCGCGUGGUGCUGCUCGGCUGCGCCUGCUGCCUGCUGCAGACCGUCGGCACGCUGCUGCUGCUGCUGCCCUACUGGUGGCGCCACCGCAGCUGCAUCGUGUACCUCAAGCUGCAGUGCUGCACCGCCACGUCGGGUGCCAUGGGCGUGUUCAUUUACGCCGUGCGCGACUCCAUCCCCAAGGGCAACUUCCCGUACGUCACUUCGAGCCUGGAGGUGCUCCUGCUGAUAGGCAUGUCGUCGCACCUCAGCAAGGUGCUCGUCGUGUACACGGAGGUGGUGCAGCUGUCCAGGGUCCGGUGCUUGAAGCAGACAGUGUCCAGCAUCAUCACAGUGCUGCCCGUGCUGGCGGUGGUGUCGGGCCACCUGGCGCACGGCGCCGCCGGCCGGCCGCUCGCCUCCUGGUGGCUGCUCAUCGGCACCGUCGUGUUCAACAUGUUUGUCACGGCUGCCGCCGUCAUGGCGCUGCUGUUCGCGCUCCUGUUCUGCGUCGCGGCGCAGCGCCUGCGCCUCGUCUCCCGCAAGGCUGCGUACGAGAACAAGUCUGUCGCCUGCAGAUUAGGAUUUCUUAAUCGAGCUGCAACCAUACUUUCCUCCAUGGUCUUCAUGAUUACAUCCAGUAUUUGCUACAUUAACUUUCAUGCUAAGACAUACCACUAUCUGUUUAGCUUGUCGAGUGCUAUGUUGGGAUUCAUUAUAUUUGUGUGUUACAUCUGGAAAAGUGAGACACCUGUUUGUAUUCAGCUAAUCAAACGGAUAAAGUUCAAAGAAACUUCCCAGAUCAAAUACACUUCUAAAACAUCGUACAGCCUUUUCAAAUUGUUUGCCAAACAGGACGGAGACGUUGAGGUGGAAGGAGCUCCCCCAUGGUCCAGUCACACGCAAGCCGAGGAUGCGGAACUCGCCCAAGGACUGCUCAUGACUGAGUCUGGACAUACCCGGGCUCCAUUACCCGACCUCGCGCCCAGCACAGUGGAGACUUACGUGGAUAGUGUCAAUGGCUCCUUCAUAGCCAGGGACCUCACCAACUCCCCGCGUAAAGAGUUCGGGAGCCAAACGGACGACCCUGACCUCCAGGACGUUGUUGCAAAGUCUGGGUCUUUCCAGUACCUGGGUACCGUCGAGGUUUCCCCGAAGCAGUGCCCCGCUGGUGAUAAGACGGUGGUUACAAAGGUGUGCGUGGAGCUUGGCGUCAUUACCAGUCACGGGUGUGGCGUGCCCCCUGCCGCCAUGUCACAGCCGAUUCCUGCCAUCAUCCUGUGCAGUGUGGAUGUGGAGCCGUGCAGCCCAGACGCAAAUGCCCCUCCGCCAGAGACCAACUUUGCUCAGCCUGCAACACCCCAGCCCCGAGAGAUCCCACAUCGAAUCACAACAGGUGACGAAACAGACUUGGGUGUACAUACCCCGCCAUCCAGUGUGAACAAUCUGGUGCAAGAAACGAACAGUGGUGGUGAGUCAACGCCUCAAGCCGAAAGUGAAGACAUUGAUUGCAUGUUGAACAGGAUUUCCGACGACUUGGAUUACCUGCUUAAUCGUAACACUGCGGCAGUUUCUGAUAAUAGGUUGCCACAGACCAAAGGCGAACAGAGUGCGCAGGGUGAUGGAAUAGGCAAUUCUUUUCAUGCAAGAUAAAAUAUGUGGUGCUUUAAGAUUUCAGUUGAAAUUGACUCAGGGUUCAAAAUGUUUGCUUUACUGUCAUUCAACUAUAACUAAUUCACUAAUCUUUGUUUCCUUAAGCUAUGACCAUGAUGUUUUGGGUGGCAAACAGUUUCAGACAUGUUACUGCUGAGAGUUUCAUUUCUCACUUUAAGAACUACAGUAUUAUUGUGGCAAGUUGUUUUUUUUUUUAAGCCUGUAAAUUUUUUUGCUCUUUCAGAAUUUUACUAUUCUUGCAAAUGUAUUACAUGUUUAUCAAA
Bacillus rossius redtenbacheri is the source of this 4946-nucleotide messenger RNA. RefSeq lists its product as uncharacterized. The transcript has 25 exons. The record is from RefSeq and is a predicted model, not a curated record. Gene Ontology annotation, biological process: adenylate cyclase-activating G protein-coupled receptor signaling pathway. Gene Ontology annotation, molecular function: G protein-coupled receptor activity. NCBI's taxonomy places the organism in Eukaryota, Metazoa, Arthropoda, Insecta, Phasmatodea, Bacillidae. Gene Ontology annotation, cellular component: membrane. Bases 1 to 4662 code for a protein of 1553 amino acids.